Messenger RNA from Artibeus jamaicensis (Jamaican fruit-eating bat), 2803 nucleotides. RefSeq names its product mannosidase alpha class 1B member 1 (gene MAN1B1). Gene Ontology annotation, biological process: carbohydrate metabolic process; N-glycan processing. The transcript has 13 exons. Gene Ontology annotation, cellular component: membrane; endoplasmic reticulum. Lineage: Eukaryota; Metazoa; Chordata; Mammalia; Chiroptera; Phyllostomidae. Bases 126 to 2096 code for a protein of 656 amino acids. Gene Ontology annotation, molecular function: calcium ion binding; mannosyl-oligosaccharide 1,2-alpha-mannosidase activity. The record is from RefSeq and is a predicted model, not a curated record.
AGUGUUGCCGGAGCUGAUAUGGCUGCUCGCUACUGUGCGAAGAACGGAGCCUCGGGCCCCUCUCACAGCCCGGCCUCUUGACGCUGCCAGUGAACGGGGUCCCCCGGGCCGUCUCCACCGUUGUCAUGUACCCUCCGGCGCCGCCUGCGCCGCACCGGGACUUCAUCUCGGUGACGCUGAGCCUUGGCCAGAGCGGCGACGGCAGCAAAACCCGGCGGCGCCGCUCGUGCUGGCGGAAAUGGAAGCAACUGUCGAGAUUACAGCGGAAUGUGAUUCUCUUCACCCUGGUGUUUCUGACGCUCUGUGGGCUCCUGUCCUACAUCAGCAUGGCUGACCCGUGGAAAGCUCCGAGUGGCAGGUCAGCAGGAGAGCAGAGAAUGAGGCCAGCAAACCCACCCAUCUUGCCAGCUCCGCAGAAGGCAGAUGCUGACCCAGGGAACAGCCCUGUGCUGCCCCGUCAGAAGCCUCAGAGGCACGUCCGGCGGGGCCCCCGCAACCUGCAGAUCAGAGCCCCCGAUAAAGACUCAGAGGGCAGGAGGCAGGACGACAUCAAGAGGAGGGAGGAGGCGGCGGACGAGCUGCACCAGCAGCAGGACCCGCCAAGGACGGUCGUCAGCUGGCGGGGAGCAGUGAUAGAGCCGGAGCAGGGCACCGAGCUCCCGUCCAGGAAGGCAGAGGCCCCCACCAGGCCCUCCUCGAGGGCCCCCAGGAUUCUGAAGCACGUGGCUUCCCCUAACGAGCGCCAGAAGGCCGUGAUCGACGCCUUCCGCCACGCAUGGACCGGGUACCGCAAGUUCGCCUGGGGCCACGAUGAGCUGAAGCCCGUGUCCAGGUCCUUCAGCGAGUGGUUCGGCCUCGGCCUCACGUUGAUCGACUCCCUGGACACCAUGUUGAUCCUGGGUCUGAAAAAAGAGUUUGGAGAAGCCCGGCAGUGGGUGUCCCGGAAGCUGCAGUUCCAGAAGGACGUGGACGUCAACCUCUUCGAGAGCACUAUCCGGAUCCUGGGGGGGCUGCUGAGUGCCUACCACCUGUCCGGGGACGCGCUGUUCCUGCAGAAGGCUGAAGAUUUCGGGAACCGGCUGAUGCCUGCAUUCCGAACGCCCUCCAAGAUCCCGUACUCGGACGUUAACAUCGGCACUGGCGUUGCCCACCCGCCCUGGUGGACGUCCGACAGCACGGUGGCGGAGGUGACCAGCAUCCAGCUGGAGUUCCGAGAGCUCUCACGUCUCACGGGAGUCAGGAAGUUCCAGGAGGCCGCAGAGGAGGUGACCCGGCACGUCCACUCCCUGUCGGGGAAGAAGGACGGGCUGGUGCCCAUGUUCAUCAACACGCACAGCGGCCUCUUCACCCACAUGGGCGUGUUCACCUUGGGCGCCAGGGCCGACAGCUACUACGAGUACCUGCUCAAGCAGUGGAUCCAGGGCGGGAAGCGGGACUCGAGGCUGCUGGACGACUACCUGGAAGCCGUCGAGGGGAUCAAGAGGCACCUCCUGCGCAGGUCCGAGCCCAGCCAGCUUGCCUUCGUGGGGGAGCUCGCCCAUGGCCGCUUCAGCGCCAAGAUGGACCACCUGGUGUGCUUCCUGCCGGGGACACUGGCCUUGGGAGCCCACCACGGCCUGCCCGCCGACCACUUGGCGCUGGCCCGGGCACUCAUGGACACCUGCUACCAGAUGAACAGGCAGAUGGAGACGGGGCUGAGCCCUGAGAUCGUGCACUUCAACCUGCACGCGCAGAAGGGCCAGAAGGACGUGCAGGUCAAGCCGGCCGACAGGCACAACCUGCUGCGCCCCGAGACGGUGGAGAGCCUGUUCUAUCUGCACCGCCUCACGGGGGAGCGCAAGUACCAGGACUGGGGCUGGGAGUUGCUGCAGAGCUUCAACACCUACACGCGGGUUGCCUCUGGCGGCUAUUCCUCCAUCAGCAACGUCCAGGACGCCCGCAACCCCCAGCCCAGGGACAAGAUGGAGAGCUUUUUCCUGGGAGAGACGCUCAAGUACCUGUACCUGCUCUUCUCUGACGACCCCGACCUGCUCAGCCUGGACGCCUACGUGUUCAACACCGAGGCCCACCCCCUGCCCAUCUGGGCCCCCGCUUAGGGUGCAGUUCCUGUGUGGGUGCUGCCCCCGGGCCGACGCUGCCUGCGCUCAAGGGCGCCUGUCGGCAGGACCUGGCCCUGGAGAGGUCCUCCCUCCUCUGACCUGGGCCGUGUGUGUCUGCCAGCUGGACGUGCUCCGGGCCCGGCUGGUGACAGGCCAGGAGGCAACUGGGCCAGGACGUCUCUGGGCUGUGGGAGGUGCUCGGGGUGGCCGUGGGCGGCCGGUGCUCUGCCCCGGUGUGGGCUCCUAGUCUGGGGUUCUGUGGGGACACCGUUAGGAGGAAGAAACCAGUGUUGGGGUUCAGGGGGGCCAGUCCACCAGCCCCCCCAUUCCUGAGAAACUGCAAAUUGUGAGUCACAUUCCUGUUGCCCGAAUGUCCUGUCGGUGCCCGGGCCUCUUUGGGUCCUGGGCCUCUGGUCACCUUUUGGGGCCCCUGGGCGUCCCCAGGCCCCAUGCUGGUUCAGAGGCAGGAGCCAAGAGGACACUGGAGUGCAGCUCUGCCUCGGGGUCUCAGUGGGGGACCCUGGGCCAGCCCAAGGUCUUGGGAGGCGCGUGUGACCCCGCUGGGCCGGGGCUUCUGGCUGGCUGUGCCGCGCACAUGAUGGACUCAGGGAUCCCUCAGGGUCUGGGGGGCGCGGGCCGAGUGCCUCUGCCCCCAGGCCACCCGCGGAGUGGCCUUCCGUUGGGAUAAAGCCAAUUUGCUCUGA